Kwoniella shivajii is the source of this 4116-nucleotide messenger RNA. RefSeq lists its product as uncharacterized. Gene Ontology annotation, cellular component: exocyst. Gene Ontology annotation, biological process: Golgi to plasma membrane transport; exocytosis. The record is from RefSeq and is a predicted model, not a curated record. The transcript is spliced from 14 exons. The coding region runs from base 1 to 4116 and encodes 1371 amino acids. NCBI's taxonomy places the organism in Eukaryota, Fungi, Basidiomycota, Tremellomycetes, Tremellales, Cryptococcaceae.
AUGUCUAGAAAUCCGCCUCCUCCUUCAUCUCGGUACAAGAUCUCUUCGCCUCAGCCUUACAUCUCGAAUGAUCUCCGGACCGCGUAUACAACGGAUAAGGGACCAUACCCUUCAUUUCCUCCAGCUCAGACGUCCCAAAUUCAACCUCAACCUUACACUCAACAGCCAUUCUCACCCAUUGAACAAUAUGGAAACGCACCGCAAUCGCAAAGACAGAAUGGCGGUCCAUCAAGACCUGCUCCUCCGAGUGGUAGUAGCGUUGGUGGUCCUCCUGCGAGUCCAGCUAGACCCGCUAGAUCGAGGAUGAGAGAAGCACCUCAACCUCCUUCAAUGCCAAAUUCUUCCUAUCCACCAACGUCCGCUCCGGCUCCCCCUCCAACACCAUCUAGAAGGCAAGAUCUCAGACCGAUCCAAACUGGAAAUAUUGAUUCUCGUCAACUGCCAAUAACAUCUCAUGCAGGUAUUUCUCCCAUUUCCCCCAUUUCACCUAACGUCGUCCCGCAACCGCUACAAGGCAACGGAUUAUUCUCAGAUCCAUUUGCAGCUGAUCGAUCACAACGUUCCGAACUCCGUGCUCAGACUUCAGCAGCUGCUCAACAGGCAUCACAGCCAUUUCAAUCGGGCCCAGCUUCUGACAAACUUCGAAAUGUUGUCGGUGCUUUUAUGAACGCAAGCAAACAGCGUGAAGAACCUGCAGCACCUGUGAGGAGACCAGGGCGGAGUGAAGCAAGAGGAAAAGCCAAGAAGAAAAGUGAAGAAGUUUGGGAAGUUGGCGCAGCUGGAGAUGGGGGAAAGUUUAGUGACAUCGAUGAGGUUUUACAGAAAAUUAGAAAAGAUUGGCCGUUCGUCAUGGAAUCUGAUUUUACACCGUCGACAUUGGCUUUAUCAUUACUAUCCCAAGAACCCAAGUCUUCAUUGACUUCACACCCCCCUCUUGCUUCCUUUCUAAGAUUGCACGAAUGUCUAUCUUCCUCGUUACAGGCUGCUGUUCAAGCUCAUUUCCAAUCCUUCGCGGCAUCAUUACCCCAACAUGCAACUUUCAUAGCUACCUUAAGCAAAGCUCAAGAGCAAGUCAAGAAAUCAAAAGAAGCGUUGAAAGAAGCAAGGGAUGGUUUUGCGGGAAAGGGAAAAUCAGAACUUUCAGGUAUCAGAGCCAGAGAGCGAAUGGUACGGGAUAUGCUUGGGAUUUUGGAUACAAUUGACCACCUCAAGCAAAUUCCUGAUCAACUUGAAUCUCUUAUUGGCGACAAGCGAUUUCUGCAGGCGGCUUUGAUCCUCGUCAGAUCCCUGAAAACCAUCAACAAGCCUGAAUUAGCAGAAAUUGGUGCUCUGUCGGAUUUGAGAGCCUAUUUUGUCUCUCAGGAAACAACUCUGACCGAUAUCUUGGUGGAAGAACUGCAUAACCACAUUUACCUCAAAACGUUCUACAGUGAUUCAAGGUGGAGAUCCUACGUACCUGGACAACAGACAUUGCCAAUCAUCGAGCCGCAAAACGAUGAUUUACCACCACUACCGCCCACAUCAGAUCUGACUCUUCUCACCUCUCCUGCGCUACAUACGAUGAAUGGCGAUUCCGCUCCUCUCGCUGGCCCAGGUCCAUCAUCCCGGUUCUCAAGAUACUUAAACCAUCUUGCUGCGAAGCCGAGUCAUGAUCCGUUACUUGAUUACAUCGAUUCGGACCUCAACUCUGCCCCUGAUGUUCCGGCGAUAUCUCAUCAAAGGCUAGGCUCGAGCAGUAUCGGACAAGCGGGCUCUCAUGGCUCUCUAUCUUCCCUCCUAGGAGUUCCUCAUGGAAAUAGUGAUUCAAGCAAUCCCGAAGCUGAAUCGUACGCCUAUAUCGAAACAUUACUUGAAGCUUUAGCUGCCAUGGGAAGAUUAGGUGCAGCCUUAGAUAUGGUUGCCCAACGGGUUCCGGGAGAGGUACACACAUUGGUAGAAAAUACCUUGGACGAGGUGGAAGAGAGAUCCGAAGCUCGACGAGAAGAAGUCGGUUCGUCACUGCGACCGACAUCUUUCCUUGGACCUUCACCUGAAUCUCUAUCCUCCUCACGGCCUGACUCAAGUCUGAAGCGACGAUCCUUGUUUGCACCUGGAGAAUCGCAUAAGAUCGAAGUGUCUCUAGGAGCCACUGGUCCACCGCAACAUGCCGCCGUGCUGCGCGAUUUAUUCUGGACCCUCUACUCGAAAUUGGCAGCCGUCUUGGAAGCACACAGAGUCAUAUAUGAAGUCUCAAGGUGGAUCUCAUCGAGGAGAGAUUUCAAGGAUUCUUCAGUCUCCAACUCUUCUUCGUCCCUCAGUAUACCUGUUUUAGAGAUUUGGAAACCUGUACAACAAGAGGUGCGAGCGCUAUUGCGGACAUAUUUGACAGAUGAAAGCCAAGGAUCUACUCUGGACAGACAUCCUAUACCUACUGUCAAUGAAGUACUGAGGGAUGGCAAAAUAGCUAGGGAUAAACAAAAGCAAAUGUUCAAAUUCGCCGAUACCGAUUCUCGAGCUGUUCAAAAUGAAAUUAAACCUAUUGACGAUUCUCUGCAACAAGUUUUAAGGGCUUCUGUACCUGGAUUAGUAUCGAUGCAAGUUGCUGGAGAAAGUACCUUGACUGUAUUGACAGAAGCGGAUGAUAGAUAUUCUGCUGCUGGAAAACAUAGGACUCUUAUCCCACCAAACGCUUUCAAUGUGACGACUCUGUUCCAACCUACCUUGUCGUUGAUUCAACGUGCAACCUCUAUUAUCCCACCUGGAUUCGAAGAUGCCACUGGAGCCUUCUCGACUGUUUUGGAAGAUUUCGUAGUAAAGGUUUUCUUACCUCAACUAGACGAAAAGGUCACAGCCUCUUUCCAACAAGCUGUCUCAGGCUAUGAUGCUUAUCAAGUCGAUAGAACAUUAGGUCAAGAAUUGGCCAUACCACCAUUGAAGUCAAGCGUUCGAGUUAUGGCUCUUAUUCAUAGUCUAUGUGUCAUGCUUCAGACCACUCCUUUCCAUCGAGAGAACUACAGUCGAUUGAUCGUCGGAGUAAUCGUGCAGUAUUAUCAACAGUGUAGCUCCAGGUUUAAAGAACUCGCUUCAUUGCCGGCCACUCUUGAGAAUCCUUCCGCUCCUCUGGCUAUACCAGCUGUGUGGGCACAACGAGAGGAUAUAAUCUCAAUCCUGACUGAAUUACGCGGAGUCCCUGAAACUGAUCGAGCAGGACUAACAAGUGUAGAGCAGAAGGAAAUCAAGCUUGAAAUGGAACUACUGGGCGAACAAGCUUUGGUGGAAAGGAAUUUGAUCAAUUCCAUGCGAAAACUAGAGGCUUUGGGUAAUCUAUCGCAGAGCUUGCGAUGGUUCAUCGAUUCUUUACUGGAUCUUCAGAGUGUAGCAGAAGAACCACUCUCACCGGAUGAUGAUCCUUCUGUUGGUCAAGAUUCAUUCCCGGGCCCAGCAGCCGUUUCUUCACAAUUACUUGACGGUGAUUCGCCCAGAUUACCGCUUACACGAGCGAUGGCACAACGGUACGAAGCUAUCAUUCAAACUUAUGAACAACUGGCAGAAAUGGUAUUGAAUACAAUAAGAUUAGAAAUCAGAUGCAGGGUGAUAUGUAACCUUGGUGCAUCACUCAGGAAAGGCGACUUCAGACUUGAGAGUGAAGCACUAGAACCUGAUCCGGAUAUCCUGGAUCUUAAUUCAUCCUUGAUGGAUAUCGAAGAGAUUGCAGAACGAACCAUAUUAGGUGACGAUCAUAGCUUCGUAUUCAGAGGUUUAGGUCAAUUAGUGGAUCAAGUUUUUAUCACAUCUUCCAAGUUCAUCAAAAUGGUCAAUCCUGCAGGAGUGAGGAAAAUCAAGAGGGAUAUAUUGGCUUUACAGCAGACUUUGAGGGGUAUAGCUCCAGCUGCUAAAGAAGGUCAAUUGAAUAAAGCCAUUGAAUACUGGGAGUUAUAUCACAAAGGACCAAAGGAAAUGCUGGAAGAACUCAGAACGUCCAAACCCAUCUUCUCGUUUGAAGAUUACAAUACCAUGCUCAAUCUACAGUGCAAAGCAGAUCAAGAUGAUGGCCCUUCUUCGGAACUGAAUACGUAUCUCAUCGAUUUACACGCUCUUUCAAUGAGUAUCGAAGGCUGGGAGAUAGGAGAGUCAUGA